Stylophora pistillata is the source of this 991-nucleotide messenger RNA. RefSeq names its product calbindin-32. Gene Ontology annotation, cellular component: neuron projection; cytosol; synapse. Gene Ontology annotation, biological process: regulation of cytosolic calcium ion concentration. Gene Ontology annotation, molecular function: calcium ion binding. The record is from RefSeq and is a predicted model, not a curated record. NCBI's taxonomy places the organism in Eukaryota, Metazoa, Cnidaria, Anthozoa, Scleractinia, Pocilloporidae.
UCAUUUUUUUCAGCUUUGAAGGGAAGAUAUUACCUGAUCGUCUCUGUUGGUCAUUUUUUCAGCUUUUAUUACAAAAGGUAUACAUUGAAUUGUUCUCGACUUCGAUGGCUUCAGAAAACAACAUCGGGAUAUCGUCGAGACAAUUUGUGACCAUUUUAAAGAAAUUCGAUAAAGACGGUGAUGGUGACAUCAAACUGAGCGAACUAGACGCAUUUUUGAAGGCUUUUGUGGACGAGGGCCUGAUAGAAAAUUCCAGAGCAGUGGUAAUUGCUGAAAAAAUCCGCGAAGAACAGCAAGAUGGCGAUGAAGUAUCUAUGACAACGCUGACAAAGGAAAUAGCACCCGUUAACUUCCUUACAGCUGAAUUCGGGGAGCAGAAAACAAGAAUUACCAGCGUGGAUUUUAUGAAGCUCUGGAAUAAUUAUGAUGCUGAUAACAGUGGGUAUCUUGAUAGAGUGGAGCUGCAGAAAUUUUUUUACGAUAUUGUUACAAAGAACAAGGGCGAGGGAGACUCUGAAGAUACGGAAGAAUUAGAAAGGAAAGUUGAUCAUUACAUCAAAACCAUGUUUGAAAUGCUGAACAUUCAAGAGGAUAAAGUCAGCUUAGAAAAAAUGUGCAAAUUUUGCCCAGUUGAGGAAAACUUUCUGGAGCAAUACGAGGCCUUUACUGAAGAAGAAUUCGAAGAGAUAUUUGCACAUUACGACCAGGACAAAAGUGACGAAAUUGAGGGGUGCGAGCUUGAAGGUUUCCUGAAAGACCUCUACGAUAGAAAACACAAGCCGGGCCAGAGUUUUGAAAAGUUUAAAGAAGAAAAGAUGAAGAAAUUCGACAAAGACAAGAACAAGAAAUUUAGCAAGCAGGAAGUGAAAAAAAUCUUGUCCAAACUGUCAUGAGUCAGGCCAAGCCUAAUGCUAAGAUACUUUUUUUUUUUUAGUAACUUCUUUCUUUUUAAGGGGGUUUAAGGGAUUUGUUUUGAAAGACAACUUUCCGU